This is a messenger RNA of Gossypium arboreum, 897 nucleotides long. RefSeq names its product WD40 repeat-containing protein HOS15-like. NCBI's taxonomy places the organism in Eukaryota, Viridiplantae, Streptophyta, Magnoliopsida, Malvales, Malvaceae. Bases 166 to 651 code for a protein of 161 amino acids. The transcript has 3 exons. Gene Ontology annotation, molecular function: transcription corepressor activity; protein binding. The record is from RefSeq and is a predicted model, not a curated record. Gene Ontology annotation, cellular component: histone deacetylase complex. Gene Ontology annotation, biological process: regulation of transcription by RNA polymerase II.
CGUCUCUAUCUUACCCUGACACUCUCCUAAGCGUUUUGAGUCUCCUAAGUUUCUCGGCUUCUUAUUUCUUCGACUCUCAAUGGUCUAAUUGAAUCACCUCGUCUUCCGUUAUCUUCAAAUCUCUUUGACUCUCCUAGCUGGGUGGAUUUGGAGACUUCUGUGAAAAUGACCUCUAUUACGUCCCUCGAAUUGAAUUACCUCGUCUUCCGUUACCUUCAAGAGUCGGGUUUUACGCAUUCAGCAUUCACUUUAGGUUAUGAGGCAGGAAUUAAUACAUCUAGUAUCGAUGGGAACUUGAUUCCGCCUGGGGCGCUUAUUAGAUUUGUUCAGAAAGGACUUCAGUACCUGGAGAUGGAAGCCAACUUAAGUAAUAGUGAUGUUGAAACAGAUGAAGAUUUCUCAUUCUUGCAUCCUUUGGAUAUAAUAACCAAGGAUGUAAACCAAUUACAGCAACUGGUAAAGGAGAGAAGGAAGAAUAGAGACAAAGAUAGAGAUAGGGAGGUUGAGCGGGAGUAUGAAGGAGAGCGUGGACAAGUAAUAGAGAAAGAGAGACAAGAAAAGGAGAAGGAACAUGACAAGGAUAGGAAGAAAGAACUUGCUGAUACGGAUAUGGUUACGAAUCAAGAAGAAAAUGACAGCUCUCAAGCAUAAAGAAAAUUGCUACUUUUGUAAGUUAGUGUUAUGCUUUGCUUCUUCCUAGUUCAGGCAUCAGUUCAUUUCUAAAUUAGCCAGGAGAUUUCAUCAAUUGGAUAUUUGACAAUUCACAUGAAAUUAUUUAGUCUUUCAUAUUCAUUUAUAUUUAUAUUUAUAUUGCAUCGUUAUAUUUUGUGCUACUACAUGAAACUGUAGCUUCUCAGGAGGCUUGUAAGAUUCCUAGUUCUGAUGUUACACUUUUGA